GGGCUCGCACUGCAGCAUGGCUCGGCUUCUUCUGCACACCCUGCUCUGGGGCUGCUGGCUGACUACCGUCCACGCAGAGCCAUGCAACCAAGGACAGUACCAGGUGAAUGGUCGGUGCUGUGAUUUGUGCCAGCCAGGAACGAUCCUGAUGAGUGACUGCGCCGAGGGCAUCAGCACAGACUGCCCUACAAGCAAUUCUGACACCAUCUGCAAAUCCUGCCCGGACGGUUUCUUCUCCAACAUGUCAUCUGCUUAUGACAAGUGUCACCCUUGGACAAGCUGCAGGACCCAAGACCUGGCCGAAGUGAAGGCGGGGACUACCAUGAGCGAUGCUCUCUGUGGUCCUUGGCCUCGCUCAAGAGUCCUGCUGGCCAUCCCCAGCACCCUGGGAGCCCUGUUGGCCCUCCUCCUGGUGGCUGUCAUAAUCAAGAAGGCACUGCAGAAGUCCAAGAAGAAGGCUGCCCUGCCCGAGGACAAAGGCAAGGAGCCGGUGGAGGUGAUCUUCUUGGAGGAUGUUCCGGGUACCAACCCGGUUGCUCCAGUGCAGGAGACCCUACAUGGGUGCCAGCCUGUCACACAGGAAGACGGCAAAGAGAGUCGCGUCUCCGUGCAGGAGCGGUUGUGAGCCUGUGUGUGCCCGGAGAGACCACCACCGUGGGCACCUGGCUGCAGAGCCCUGAGCUGCGUCCACCGUGGGGGUGGAGGGGGGCGGGUGAGGUGUCGCCCCCUCUGUCUGCGCCCUGAGGGUCCCGUCCAAGGCCGCACAUCACUCCAGGGCUCCUCUCGCCAACCUGCAGCCGCCGCAGGUCUCCCAACCGGCUUUCGAAGAAGAAGGCACAACUCAGAGGCACAAACCCUCCAGCGAUGCAGCACGGUGGGGUCCUUGUGCCCAGGGAGGCAGCCACCCACUGGACCAUCGACAUGCUGGCUGUGAUCAGGAGCCACUUCCCUGCCCAAUGGGGGUGGGGUGGGGGCUGGCGAGAUAAAACGACAAUGUGGACAACAGGAUCGCAAAGACACUAUCCAAAGGGGAGGGGAGGAGAGGGCGGUGGGGCGUGGAGUAACAUUGCAGAAUGAUGGGUUGAAAACAUUGCUUUUUAAAACGUACGGCAUAGCAGCCUGGUGCAUUGUCUAGGGUGUGUGUGGACACAAUGUACCUUAUCUUUGUAUGCCUGAGCAGGCUUUACCAGGAGACAGACAUUCCUGACUGCUAGUGUGGUCAGGUCUGGGGCGGGGGAAGGAGUUUGGGGAAGGAAGGGUUGGUUAAUGACUCUUGGGUUUCCCAUCAUGCUUCAUGAUGAUUUUUUUCCUCCAAAAGGAGCGUGAGUUCACAUAUUGCUUAUGUAAUUAAAGACAAAACAGAACAACAAACCA
Echinops telfairi (small Madagascar hedgehog) is the source of this 1374-nucleotide messenger RNA. RefSeq names its product CD40 molecule (gene CD40). Gene Ontology annotation, molecular function: antigen binding; protein binding. NCBI's taxonomy places the organism in Eukaryota, Metazoa, Chordata, Mammalia, Afrosoricida, Tenrecidae. Gene Ontology annotation, biological process: positive regulation of tyrosine phosphorylation of STAT protein; cellular response to interleukin-1; positive regulation of angiogenesis. Gene Ontology annotation, cellular component: external side of plasma membrane; CD40 receptor complex. Bases 17 to 625 code for a protein of 202 amino acids. The transcript is spliced from 8 exons. The record is from RefSeq and is a predicted model, not a curated record.